UUGGUUCAUCAUUGUGUGAUGGCGGACGUGUUCAUUCUAGAAUAGUACAGUUGUUGUUGUCAUACAAAAAAAGAAGUGUAAAAACUAAGAUAAGAUGCCGUUAGCUGUCAGAGAUUACACAUGGGAAGAAACGGAGAAAAUGCUGUUUCUCACUGUCCCUUUGAAAGGAGUUAAGGCAAACAAAGUGGAUAUUUUGUCAUCAGAGGACUACAUCAAGGUAAGCUAUCCACCCUAUUUCUUUGAAUGCUUUUUACGUGAAAGCGUUGAUGACAUCUCAAGCACAGCCCAAAUUGGAAAUGGGGCAGUUGUGUUUAAACUUCUCAAAAAGGAAACCCAGCUUUGGAACGAGUUACACCAUGAUAGAUCAGAUGAUAAGGAAUUUACAAAACAAAAGAGAGAUGAAGCGAUCACAAGAAACCAGGAGAGAGCUGAACUGUCUGCCAAAGAGAAGGCUGAGAAAAAGCAAGAGCGAGAAAAAUAUGCCAUGAAUGAAAUGAUGCGGCUAGAACAAGAGGAGAGAGACAGAAUUGCAAAUAUAAAAGAAUCAGAAAAGAGGAAAGCAAUGGAAGAACUAGAAAUAUGGAAAGAGCAGCAGAGAGAAGCCGCUGAACUGGAGAAAAACAGGAUUUUGGAAGAGGAACGAGCAAAAGAAUCUGCUCUUAAGGAGGAGAUGAGGAAAGAAAAGAAACGGAGAGGUAAAAACAUAUUUGAAGAAGCCAGCAAUGGAAUACCCACACGAGAUGUAGGUAGAAUUGAAAUAAAAUUCACACCACGAGUGUUCCCAACACCUGUUCGAGAGUCACAAACACACCUUGAAGAAGAGUGGUUGAAAAAGCAAGCAGAGGCUAGAAGAAUUACAGAAAUUGAAGACAAAGACUUAACAGAGGAGGAGAAAGAUCCCAUUUAUCUCAGAGACAAAGGAGUUUCUUUUUUCAAGUCUGGAAACUACCCAGCAGCAGUGAAUGCCUUUACAACUGCUCUUCGUUUUAAUCCAAAGAUGCCAUCAUUAUAUUCAAACAGAGCUGCCUGCCAUUUAAAAACUAGGAAUUUCUUCAAGUGCAUCGAAGACUGCUCCAAAGCCAUGGACCUAUUAAGUCCCCCUGUUCCACAGAAUGCAGACAGCAGGUGUAAGGCACUUAUUCGUCGAGGCACCGCUUUUUGUGAACUGGAGAUGUAUGUAGAGGGAUUGCAAGAUUACGAGGCAGCUUUAAAAAUUGAUCCAAACAACAAACAAGUUCGAGAAGAUGCAGAAAAAAUGAGAAAAAUAAUUCAGUCUAGUUCAGAAAGCUGAUGAAAACGUUUCUUGUUCACUCUAACUGAAACAGAUGGCAGCCAUCUUGAUGCCUAGAAAUCCAGUGACUGUGACUCUACAAUACAGUCUAUUUUGACAUUAAACAGGGGGAAGUGAUUUCUCUCCAAGUUGUGAUAGCAAUCUGAAUCAUGCUGAUGAUGUGGAAAUGUAAUUGUUGCAACUUUAAAAAGUUACUAUUUAUUACUUGUGUUUUAUUUCCGUAUGAGAAGAACUGCAAUGCAAAACAUUUGUUUCAAAUUCUAUUUAUUUUAUACAUAAUAAAUGUAAAAUAAAUGAGUAAUAUAGUUUUAA
Messenger RNA from Magallana angulata, 1603 nucleotides. Its product is annotated as dynein axonemal assembly factor 4-like. The transcript has 11 exons. Gene Ontology annotation, biological process: cilium movement; inner dynein arm assembly; outer dynein arm assembly. Gene Ontology annotation, molecular function: protein binding. The record is from RefSeq and is a predicted model, not a curated record. NCBI's taxonomy places the organism in Eukaryota, Metazoa, Mollusca, Bivalvia, Ostreida, Ostreidae. The coding region runs from base 95 to 1291 and encodes 398 amino acids.